This is a messenger RNA of Marchantia polymorpha subsp. ruderalis, 6392 nucleotides long. The record is from the annotation of a GenBank genome assembly. NCBI's taxonomy places the organism in Eukaryota, Viridiplantae, Streptophyta, Marchantiopsida, Marchantiales, Marchantiaceae.
CAAGAGGGGUGUCGCGACCGUGAUGGGCGCUGAUGAAGUCGUGGUGUUUCUGUAUAGCAUUUUAUCCUUGUUAUGAUGAAACUGUUGCGGUAUACGUCCCUGGACAGGUGCAUGGUGAUUCGUGCAUCAAGGAUAUACACUUUCCGUGUCUAUACGGCUCGAAUCGCUGCCUUUCACAGGCUAUUUGCUUUUUUCCUUCCGUUACGACUAGGUGGUGAAAUUCCUCGAUUUUGCAUAAUGAUUCCUGGAUUUUUCGCGAUCGAUGCUGUGCGUUCGAUGUCCCUGCUUUUGGCAUUUGUGGGCGAUGUUAGGUGAAUUGCUGAUUCUCGUAGCAAAUCUAUCCAUGGUCACUUGCCGAGCGUGGCAUGGUCGUUUUCGGCUGGGGCAAUGUCAGAUUUUGUGUUGGUUAAGAUGUGGAUGCAUGAUUGCUCCGCGGCUGCUAGGGAUUUGGGUGCGCUGACUUGAUUUUCACCAAUACCGUGGGCUGUACAGACCAUCUGUAAGCUCAGUGCGGUAGAACAGAUCUGAUAUUUUACUCAUCAACGCGAGGCGCUAGGGUACGACUGGAUUGUACAUCUAUUCUGCCUAUGCUCAAAGAAGGCCAUGGCGCCAGGCCGGAAGAAAGGAGGAGGAGCAACGAAGGCCGCCGCUGUGAAAAGGGAAUGGAAUGUAGGAGAAUUAGUUCUUGCGAAAGUUAAAGGAUACCCUCCUUGGCCUGCUCAGAUAAGCAAGGCCGAAGAUAAUGGCUGGCCUCCAAACCCGAACAAGGUUUUUGUGUGCUUUUUUGGCACUAAGCAAGUGCGAUUCUGUCAUCACAGCGAAAUUUCUUCAUUUACGCCGAAAGAAAGGAGUACUUUGGAGAACAAACUCAAUCAGAAGAACUGUCCUGUAGAUCUGACAAGGGCAAUCAGAGAAAUUUGCGAAUUGGAUGACGAUUUGAAAGCUGCUGCUAAUUUGAAGUAUUCUGGAGAAGAAGGUGGGCCUUCAGCGGUAGACAACGAAGAACGUCUUGAAGCAGAGAUAGCAUCCGAUCAAGAAGAGAACGUAGAUGCGUCAGAAAUUGCAAUGAACAAGAACAAGCGAGAAGAAGAUGUUUCGGACGAGGCUACAAAAAUAGAAGAGAAGUGUCUGCUCAACGAAGCUACGCUAGAUGAGGUGAUUCCUAUCGCGGAGGACGACUCGAAAUCUAUUAUUUCUAUCAGCGAAGUUGGUGUCGAACAAAGUGUUGAUAGACCAAGUGAAGCCGAUAGAAGCUCUGUCGGAAACUCCGUCGAAAACACGUUUGUUGGUACCAAGGGGAAAGAUCUGAACACAGUUCCAACACAAUAUUACAGAAAGAAGUCAAGGAAACCCGUGAAAGAAGAACCGAAGCCACAAGAGUCACAAGCUGUCGAGGAAUCCAGGCCUCUCGAAUCCACGCCUUUGCCGGAUGUCGAGGAAACCCCGGAGAGCUCUAACGCAGGUGGUCUUCCGAGGAGGAAAGCCUUUGGGGACGCCCUUUUAAAGCUACAGCAGUCGGCCGAGAAGAAGCUUACGCAGUCAACUGGGGUAGAAACGAAGGAUGAGGUUGGUGCGAAGUCGGCCGUUGCUACCAACCAAGUUUACCGGAAAAAGAAGAAAAGUAGUCAGCAAGGUUUUCAGAAAGUUCACGCAGGGGAACCAACAGCGGAGGUACCGAAUGGGAUUGAGGGUAGUACAUCCCUUGAUCUGCCUGCGAUAGAGGUAGGAACUGAUACAGUGGAGGGUGAUGUCGGACUAGAAUCUCCUUUAAAUAAGAAAGCUAGAAAAUUAGGGAAGAAGCAGUUCAAAUCAGUUCCUCCCGCCAUAGUAGACACGAAGAACAAACUUGAGGAGUCCCAGUUUGAACAAGUGGGUCCGCCAGUCUUACCUGAUGAGAGUGUAAAGGCGCUCUUGCAGCUGGAAUCAUCGCAUGGAGAGGGGGCCGGAACGCGAAACUCUCAGUCCAAGAGGAAGAUCAAAACAGAUGCGGGUAAAGCUUCUGUCCUGGAAGGAAGUGAAGGAUCUGACUUCGAAUUGGAAGAGAGAGCACAAGUUAAGGUUUCAGCAGGUGAUAGUCAAGGGAAGAAGAGGGCAUUCAGGGCUAUUAAAGCGAGUUUGAAGUCUUCUAAGAAAGUGAAGGUGUCUGCCGGAACUAGUCCGAGUGACGUGAAAGUGUUCCAGAAGGUGAGCGAAGCAGUAGUGCAGGACGUCAAAAUGAGUGACAGUGGUGACAGAGGAACUGGUUUACCACCGAAGAUCGCGAAGUACAGAAUCAGAAGCUGCCUGCCAGACGAUGAAGCAGUUCUACCCCCUUCCAAACGCUGGCAUCCUGCAUUCGAAGCCAACAGUUCGUGUGAAACUGAGCCAGCACAAGUACGGCCUUCUUACCCUGCUGAGGAGAAGAUGGAACAACUUGGAGGAUCAACCACAUCUGAGGAUGACGAUUCUCAAGAAGAAAUACCAGUUGCAGGUUCUGAGUCAAGGCAGGUUAAAAUGGAUGGGAAAGUCUUUGAGAAACCUCAAAAUUCUUCAGUGACAUCGAAGAGAGGUGCAGGCAUUACAGAUCUCGCAAAGAGCUGUAGUUUGUCGAGGGCAGCUGACUUUACUGCAGAUGUCUUAGACUCGUCUCCACUCAGCAAGCUUCCGCUUGGGGACUCUGAAGCUUUGGACUCACUGCGGAGAGAGAAAACAAGUGAUUCGAAAGGAUCAGGAAAGGGUAAAACCACCAAUGUGGCUAAUUCAAAAGUUGAUAUCAGUGAAUCUGGGAAGGGACAACUGGAGAAAUCACAAGUGAAAGCAGCGGAUGUGAAGAAAGGUUCAUCUCAGAAACCACAAGCCAAGGAGAAAAAUCCUGCGAAGGUAGGAGAUUCUCAUAAAUUGUUCUCUGAGAAGUCAUCCAUCAAGGGAAAAUCUACCAAAGUGAAGAAAGGGAACGUCAGUCCUGCAAAGGAACCAGGUGUUGUGGGACUCGCUAAUUCCAGCCCCGAACCCAAGAAGCUAGAUGGGACUGUGGUUGCGGAAAAAUUCAGUCAAGAAAGUACACUCAGGCAGUCGCUCGUGAGUCCCCAAAAUACGACUCCGGGUAAAAAUACAAGCGAGGCGGCACCAGAAAGAACGAAGGGAGUUUCAAUCGUUCAAUCGUCUGAUGCGGGAAAGACAAAUGGCUCAAAUACAACGGCGAAGAGCGAGGGGUUCACAUCGCCAGCAAAAUUGCGCGCGGAGGUUCAAGAUAAUACACUUCGACAAGCAGUCGAAGCUGCUAAGGAGACCAAACAAAAGUUUCUUCAAGGAGAAGCAAAUGCAUCGUCCAUGUCUCUAAAGUACCUGAUUGCAGCAGCACAGGCAAAGAGACAAGCUCGACAUAUUCCUGCCGCUGGAGAACUAGGUGGAAGUCUUUCAGAAAAGGUGGCAGGUGCUUUAGUUUCAAGCCCUUCACCUACUCAGGGCCUAGGAAGUUCGAGGCUGACUUCACCACUGCCAAGUUCAAAUGUGCCUUCUUCUCUGGAUGUACCUAAAUCAUACGCAGAUUUCACAUCGCCUCCUGGGACCAAGAGUGACAACUCUCGUUGGAAGAGCAAUGGCAAAGAUAAAAGCAAUGCACUUUCGAGAGAAGGUUAUAGUGCUGAAUCCACCGAGGGAGCAGUUGCGAGAGACACAUUCACAGGGAUGCUUGAAACCCUCUCUCGAACGAAAGAAAGUAUUGGACGAGCAUCACAUCAUGCCUUGGAGUGUGCAAAAUAUGGGAUUGCCGAACAGAUUGUGGAGAUUAUUGCCGAUAGGCUUGAGAAGGAACCAAGUUAUCAUCGACGAGUGGACCUUUUCUUUUUAGUGGAUUCUAUCACUCAAUGCUCAAGCAACCACAAAGGUGUUACAGGCGCAGCGUAUCCCUCAAUCGUCCAAGUUGCAUUGCCCCGUUUACUUAGUGCUGCAGCUCCUCCAGGAAGCAUUGCUAGAGAAAAUCGCAAACAAUGUCUGAAGGUUUUGAGACUAUGGUUGGACCGAGACAUCCUACCGUCGCCAGUGUUGCGUCACUUUAUGAGUGAGAUUGAGUCUCACAAUGAUGAUAAGUUGUCCGGGGGCAAUGCACGACGACCUUUUCGUUCGGAACGGGCAGUUGAUGAUCCAUUGAGAGAAAUGGAUGGAAUGUUUGUUGAUGAAUAUGGAAGCAACGCAAGUUUUGCUUUGCCGGGUUUGCUCAUACCAAGAAUGUUUGAAGAUGAUGAGGAAGGAGAUGAUGGAAGAAAAUCGGACAAUGCGGAUGAAACCAUACACAUUCAAUUGAAUGUGCACGAGGAUACUGAGAAGAGUCCGAAAGCUCAAGAUCGUGAAGACUUGGACAAACAUCGACAUGUUUUGGAAGAUGUUGAUGGUGAAUUGGAAAUGGAAGAUGUCUCUCCUUCUUCAGAGAACGAAAAGCCAAAGAAGGAACAGUUGGCGAAGACAAGUGCAUCUACGGUGCAUGAAGCUGAAACUCCUCUGAACACAAACGCAAGCGAGGGUCCUGCGGCCGGAAGUCAACCACCUCUUCCUCAAGGACCGCCCCCUCCACCAUCUGGGCCUCCACCUUCACCCCCUCCGUUGCCAGCCUCUCCUCCUCCUUCCCCUCCUCCCCCGCCUCCACCAGCCUCUCCUCGGCUGCCUGUGGAUGUUUCUUCUCCUGCUGUUCAAGGCCCUACUAAUCCAAUGCACAAUACUAGGCUGGGAGGCCAACACCCUCCAGUACGACAUCAUGUUGUUCAAAGUGGUCAUCCUCUCAGUGUCUCGUCUGCGUUUACUUCCUCCACAGUCUAUCCGAUCCAAGCACCUCCUGGAUCAAAUGGACCCAAACCAUCAGGGUCCCAAGGUUAUCCCAAGCCGUCAGGGUCUCAAGGUUCUAUGCAUAUCCCAUUGGGGUAUAAUGCACCAAAUCCGUCUGUUCAUCUCCAUCUCGGGCCAAAUACCCACCUUUCUCAACCACCUCCAAAUCCACAACCAAGGAGUACUCCCCAUGGGCAACAAGUUGCAGGUCACAGCGUUACAACAAGUGCAUCUCAAUCUCAAAACCCCUUACAGCACAUGCCUCCAAAUGUUGCCCCUCCAUCCUCAUCCCAUCUUCAACCUAACAUUCUUCAUUCUACACCCUUGCCUCCAAUUUCAUCCAUUCCUCAAGUUCCACAUCAUGUUCAUCCCUUGCCACAUGGUACUCCUGGAUUUGGACAGAGAUCGUACAUGCAGCCUCCUAAACCUCUUCCGACCCCUUAUCAAAUGGGUAUGCGAGAGGAGAUCGGCUCACAUCGUCAAACCCAUACCCCAGAUUCUUCUGCAGCAUUGCUUGGAGAGCAAGAAAAAUUAUCUCCUCAUAUCCGGAGAGUAAUGCAGGAAGAACAACUACGCAAGAGGCAGAAGGACUCUAUUUCUGAGAGAACGGUGGAGUCCAAUCUUGGGCACGUAGAAGGACGGCAAUUACCGAGUGGAGUAGGGCCCGUAGAAGGAGGACCUGGGAGCGGUGACAAACCAGGAGGAACUCAGUAUAUGCAUGGUAACGCAAAUUUUCUACCGCAGGAUCAGAUGUUUCGUAUGAAUGGAGCAAUGAUGCGUCCUCAACACUCAGCACCACCAUUUUCUCCAAAUAUGGUGCCAAUGCAGCACCAACAAUUUCCGCCACCACAACCAUUUCCGCCGCCUCCUUUCAGACAUCCAGCAAAUAUGCAAGGGAAUAUGCCAGGGAACGUGGCAAUGCUGGGACCACCACCACCACCUCUGCCUCCACCACCAUACUCUUAUGGUCCAGGAAUUCCGGGAGCAAUGCCACAGGUUCCAGUGCCACCAUCACAACCUCCACAUUUGAUGAAUUUCAGGCCUGGAGGUCCUGCUCCAAAUCAAUGGAGGCCUAGUUGAUUCUGACAUCAGUCAGACGUUGGAACUGCUUGUGCCAGUAAUGAUACCUCGAGAGCAUAUGGUAGAUUGUAGUAAGGACUAUUUUGUGACAACUGUGUUGAGAUAACUAGGGGGAAGCUGGCUAAAUCGACUGGUUGUCUACUGGAAUAUGGAGCUGAAGCCAAGGUGACAAGACGUAAUUUGGAUCAAAAGGCCCGCACCAAUGAUGGUGAUGAUCAUUACCUUGUUGGGAACAAAUUACUCUGAACCGCAAGUAAGUCAUUCAGAUACCUGCCAGAAACUCGUAGUCAGUGGACAAACAACACAAACCCGAUUUUUGUACAUAACGUAUUUUUCUUUUAUCUGCAUCAAGCGGAUGUAUAAACAUGCCACAACAAUUUGGUUACUCCAUGUUUUCCCCCGGGCAAGAUCGAACGGUUUCGAAUACAUCUAGGUAAAGACUCAUCGCAAAUUCUUGUUUGUACUCAGUUUCAGUCGUCAACUAAAUCGAAAAAGUACGGAGAUUGUGCUCGUGG